CGGCGCUCAUGACGCUACCGCCGCCGCCAGGUGCCAGCGCCGAGAAAGGGUUUCGAUGCCCGCCAUUGCAUCCAGUCAAGGAGCGCGCGUUGGUACAACGGGGCCUGACUGCGCUUGAAGAUGCGGUCGUGAUGACGCAAAUCGAUGGCGGCGGACCAGUCGUUUGGACCGUCCAUUCCCGCACCAAGGACGUGACGGUCUAUGCGGACCGCGACAUGCAUCAAUUUCACUCGAUGUUCUUGGCGACCACCCAAGUCCACGGCACGCUGAACGAGGUUGCCGACUUAUUUCGUCCCUACGACCGCGUAGCUGAUACGACCUGCACGGACACUGACGACGUUGUCGACAGCGCCGCCCUGUACGAUUUGGCCCUGCCGACGCCAAGCCAUCCUCGCAACUACGUCGGCGUCAAGUGGCAGGCGUUGGCGCCGCAUGUUCCGAUGGUGCGCAAGCGCGAUGCUUGCGUUGUCGAGGUCCAUGACGACUUUGAAAUCAAAGGAGUCAAAGGGUGGGCUCGCGCGUCGACGUCCGUCGAGGUCGAAGCAUGUCCAAACCUCGAACAAAGUCGCGGUUUUGUUCGCAUGCACAUCCACCACUUUGCCCACGUCUUUCAUGAGUCGCUGGCCCAGCCUGGCUACGUCCACGCGGCGCUUCUUUUCCAAGGCGACUUUGGUGGCCGCUUGCCGCGUUGGGUCUGUGAUUCCCUAAGUCUAAAGCGCAUACGAUCCCUUGCCACACUCGACGACCAACUGCAGCGCCAGCGGCUGAGCCAGUCGCACUUUUUGCUGCCCCACCAACUCGAACCACUCAGCCUCGUUCACAUGUGCAUGUUGUGCUCGCGGCGGUUUGGCCGGCUGUCGAAGAAAGUCCACUGCCUUCGGUGCGGGCACGUUGUGUGCCGGCGGUGCCAGCAAGCAUGGCAGCUCGGUCGCGAUCGGCGCUGCCAAGUGCACAUAUGCCAUGCCUGUUCAUUGGACCCAACGAUGACGUCGAGUGUUGCAGGGUCGAUCGAUGGCGGUCGGGGCGCGUUCGCGCUGUCGACGACGACGUUCCCCGCCUUCCUCAUUCGACACAGCACCGGCACGACAAGCAGUGUCCACGAUAGCAGCGUCGUCGACAACCUUUCGUCCACGGAAUCGAUUCACACGGUCAAGCUGCUGGAGAGCCCCCUUCACCACCUCCUCGCUACAUUCCCCUUUCAUGACGACCGCCCGUACAACCCCCCGACCUUGAGGCCGUCAAAGGGCGACUACGUGCCAGUGGUGCUCUAUGAUGGCUGACGUUAACAUGGCGGAAGGAGAAUCUUGUUAUCUCUCGUGAUCGCGGCAAAUAGAGACUAUUUAACGCGUUUAAACGUGGUGUCACACGGCGCC
Messenger RNA from Aphanomyces invadans, 1373 nucleotides. RefSeq lists its product as hypothetical. Gene Ontology annotation, molecular function: metal ion binding. Bases 9 to 1280 code for a protein of 423 amino acids. Lineage: Eukaryota; Oomycota; Saprolegniomycetes; Saprolegniales; Verrucalvaceae. The record is from RefSeq and is a predicted model, not a curated record. The transcript has a single exon.